This is a messenger RNA of Alosa sapidissima (American shad), 699 nucleotides long. RefSeq names its product lymphocyte antigen 6 family member D (gene ly6d). NCBI's taxonomy places the organism in Eukaryota, Metazoa, Chordata, Actinopteri, Clupeiformes, Clupeidae. The transcript is spliced from 3 exons. The record is from RefSeq and is a predicted model, not a curated record. The coding region runs from base 59 to 289 and encodes 76 amino acids.
UAUAAAGGCAGCGGCUCCUUGUGAGAUCUCAGUAGGUGUCACCUGAACUGCUGACAACAUGAAGAUCUUCCUCUGCACUCUGGUUCUCGGGCUGCUGUGCAUCACAACAGUAAACGCUCUGAGAUGCUACACUUGUGUGAAUGGAGAUUGCAAAACUGUGACAGAAUGUCCGGCAGAGAGUAACUUCUGCAAAACUGUCUCCACUCCGGAUGUGUUGACCAGAACAUGUGAGGAGAUCUGCAUACCUGGUUACAACACACACUGCUGCAUGACUGACCUGUGUGGAUGAUCAGCUUGGAGCCCUCCUGCAGCUGCAAUUACACACACACACACACACACACACACACACAUACACGAACAUCACAUACACCCAUUGAACACAGAUGAACACAUAAGAAACACAGGCUAAUGUAUAAUUAUGCUUUCACAAACUAGCACUAAGACCUACACAUACCGGUACACACACUUAGUCACACUCACACACAAAAAUCAAAAAUAUGCAUGACAUUUAAAUAUCACAACACACAAAUAUUCUACAUGCUUUCUCACAUAACUAUCACACACACAGACACACACAUGCUUUAAGUAAUGGAUAUAGACAAAUGUCUAAUGGGCUUAAUUAUGUUACAUUUGUGCAAUAUACACAAUAACGUCUAAAAGCUCUCAUCAGUAAAAUUGGAUUAAAACAUUACAUAUAAA